AUGGCAUGGGACAAUGGCACAGGCCAGGCCCUGGACGCCCCGCCCACCAACUGCGUUUACCGAGAGAACUUCAAGCAGCUGCUGCUGCCACCCGUGUAUUCGGUGGUGCUGGCGGUCGGCCUGCCCCUGAACGCCUGUGUCAUCGCCCAGAUCUGCAUGUCCCGCCGGGCCCUGACCCGCACGACCGUGUACACCCUGAACCUGGCCCUAGCUGACCUGCUGUAUGCCUGCUCCCUGCCCCUGCUCAUCUACAACUACGCCCAAGGUGACCACUGGCCCUUCGGAGACCUCACCUGCCGCCUGGUCCGCUUCCUCUUCUAUGCCAACCUCCAUGGCAGCAUCCUCUUUCUCACCUGCAUCAGCUUCCAGCGUUACCUAGGCAUCUGCCACCCUCUGGCCCCCUGGCACAAGCGUGGGGGCCGCCGGGCUGCCUGGCUCAUGUGUGGGGCUGUAUGGCUGGCCGUGACAACCCAGUGCCUGCCCACUGCCCUCUUUGCCUCCACAGGAAUCCAGCGGAACCGCACGGUCUGCUAUGACCUGAGCCCACCUGCCCUGGCCACCCGCUACAUGCCCUAUGGCAUGACCCUCACGGUCAUCGGCUUCCUGCUGCCCUUUGUCGCCCUCCUGGCCUGCUACUGCUGCCUGGCCCAUCGCCUGUGCCGCCAGGAUGGCCCAGCAGGGCCGGUGGCCCAGGAGCGGCGUGGCAAGGCAGCCCGCAUGGCUGUGGUGGUGGCGGCUGUCUUUGCCAUCAGCUUCCUGCCUUUCCAUGUCACCAAGACAGCCUACCUGGCGGUGCGCUCUACACCUGGCAUCUCCUGCCCUGUGCUGGAGGCCUUUGCAGCAGCCUACAAGGUCACCCGGCCCUUCGCCAGUGCGAACAGCGUGCUGGAUCCCAUCCUCUUCUACUUCACCCAGAAGAAGUUCCGCCAGCGGCCACAUGAGCUGCUACAGAAACUCACGGCCAAGUGGCAGCGACAGGGUCGCUGA
Molecule: messenger RNA, 987 nt
Organism: Rangifer tarandus platyrhynchus (Svalbard reindeer)
Lineage: Eukaryota; Metazoa; Chordata; Mammalia; Artiodactyla; Cervidae
Source: the annotation of a GenBank genome assembly